Messenger RNA from Eutrema salsugineum, 846 nucleotides. Its product is annotated as ubiquitin domain-containing protein 2. NCBI's taxonomy places the organism in Eukaryota, Viridiplantae, Streptophyta, Magnoliopsida, Brassicales, Brassicaceae. The transcript has 4 exons. The coding region runs from base 300 to 644 and encodes 114 amino acids. The record is from RefSeq and is a predicted model, not a curated record.
GGUAGAUGAUGAAAUUCCAAACUACCAUACCUUUGUGGCUCACGAGUUUCUCACUCUGAACAGACCAAACAUUAUGGAAGGAAAGAAAAAAGAAAAGAAGAAACAGAGUAACCUUGUCUUGUGAUUCACGAGAUAACUAAAAGCAUUGUCUCUCAUCUGUAAAAACAAAAUAUCUCUCUUUCUCUUCUACUUCUCUACAAAUCUUUAAAGUGUAAUCUCUCUCUCUCUGUCUAUGCCCUGUAUCCUCUCCUCUGCAGAUUUGUUAUGUUCGUUUUUGGUUAUUCUAAGGAAGACAAAUAAUGGGUUGCUCUAGUUCGAGAACCAUGACAGAAGGGAGAAAGGAAAAGAUUAGAAGACCAAAGUCAUGGAAACAUCCUCAGCCGAUAUCAAGAGCUGAGCUCACACAGAUGCGAGAGGAGUUUUGGGACACAGCUCCUCACUAUGGAGGCAAGAAAGAGAUCUGGGAUGCGUUACGAGCUGCAGCAGAAGAAGAGGAUUUAUCGCUUGCGCAAACCAUAAUCGAGAGUGCAGGUGUGAUUGUUCAGAACACUGACCUCACCAUUUGUUACGACGAGAAAGGUUCCAAGUACGAGUUGCCUAAAUACGUCCUAAGGGAUCCUUCAAACUUGAUCAGAACCAAAUAAAGAAAUUUACAAAGAUAAGAAGGAGAAGAGACGAGAAAGCUCGUUUGCGUAUGUUUGCUUUCUAAGGAACCAUGUGGUUAACUUACAGUAGUUAUGUUUUUCUGGUAUGGAUUGGUCGAUGUGUGAGACUGAGACUCUACGUAUGUGAAGAGUGUAACGGAUAUAUAAAUUACAAAGGUCUAUAGAAUUCUUUAUAGUUUUU